Hyla sarda is the source of this 6223-nucleotide messenger RNA. RefSeq names its product fer-1 like family member 6 (gene FER1L6). Gene Ontology annotation, biological process: plasma membrane organization. The transcript is spliced from 40 exons. The record is from RefSeq and is a predicted model, not a curated record. Bases 468 to 5732 code for a protein of 1754 amino acids. Gene Ontology annotation, cellular component: membrane. NCBI's taxonomy places the organism in Eukaryota, Metazoa, Chordata, Amphibia, Anura, Hylidae.
AGGGUCUGUUCUCCGGGCUUCAUCUGAAGAAAAAAAAGAAGGGUGACAAAGGACUGACAUUUGCAAACAAGGGCGCACUCGGGAAGCACGGUGACACAGACAGCACACAUGGCGACCUCCCCGGGGCGAGCGAUCUGGGCGGCAGCAGUGAGAGUCUUCUUUCUGACCUCUCCCUCUCCAGCACGUCUCUGUCUUCCACCUCGCAAAGGAAACGAGCCAAGCUGGAAUCCAAGAUUCACGAGGGAGAAACAAAAACUCUAACCUAUCAAAUUGCCAUAACCAUAACUGAAGCACGGCAGCUAAUUGGAGAAAACAUUGACCCUGUGGUUAUCAUCGAGAUUGGGGAUGAAAAGAAACAAACCACUGUCAAAGAAGGAACAAAUGCCCCCUUUUACAAUGAGUACUUUGUCUUCGACUUUGUUGGGCCUCAAGAACAACUUUUUGACAAAAUUAUACGAUUGUCUGUUAUGCACAACAAGCUGAUCGGAAGUGUAUUAAUCGGAUCUUGUAGACUGGAUGUGGGCACGGUUUACAGCGAGCCAGGACAUCAGUUCUUUGAUAAAUGGGCUGUUCUCACGGACCCGGCUGAUAUACGGACUGGAGUGAAGGGCCACCUAAAAUGUGACAUCUCUGUAGCCGGCAAGGGGGACAGCAUGCAAUCCUCUCAGAAGAUCAGCGAUGCAGAAGAACAAAUAGAGAAGAACUUGUUAAUACCAAAAGGAUUUCCCACAGAAAGACCAUGGGCCAGAUUCUACGUGAGGCUCUACAGAGCAGAAGGCCUCCCGAAAAUGAACUCUAGCAUCAUGGCCAACGUCACCAAAGCCUUUAUAGGAGAUAGCAAGGACCUUGUGGAUCCCUAUGUAGUUGUCUCGUUUGCUGGACAGAUGGGUCGGACCUCAGCCCAGAAGAACACGGCAGAACCGGUGUGGCACGAGCAGAUCAUCUUCAAGGAGAUGUUCCCUCCGUUGUGUCGUCGAGUCAAGAUCCAGGUGUGGGACGAGGGCAGCAUGAAUGACGUGGCGUUGGCGACUCACUUCAUAGACCUGAAGAAGAUUUCUGACGAGCAAGAUGGCGACAAGGGAUUCCUUCCAACUUUUGGCCCAGCCUGGAUAAAUCUGUAUGGCUCUCCUCGUAAUACCACAUUGAUGGAUGACCACCAAGAACUCAAUGAGGGUCACGGUGAAGGGGUCUCAUUUAGAGGUCGUAUCUUAGUUGAACUUGCUGUAGAGAUUCUUUCUGGAGGAGCCCAUGAGUCCAAAUUUUCUAAAAUAAUCAAAGACAUUAAGAUCCCAUUGAAGGACUCCAAAUCAAAAGGAUCAGGGAAAGAAAAAGGAGAAAAAGGUGAAGAAAAAGAGGCCAAAGCUCCUGCGGGCGCAGAUAAGACCAACUCUACUCAAGUUGAAGUUGAACAUUUUGAAGUUCCUCCUGAGAUCCACGAAGAAAAGUUUGAAGAUUUUCUACUUUUUGGAUCCUUUUUUGAAGCAACUUUGAUCGACAGGAAGAUUGGAGAUAAACCCAUCAGUUUCGAGGUCACUGUAGGUAACUAUGGCAAUGUUCUUGAUGGGGUAUCACCACACGCAAGUAAAAAGAAAACAUCUGAUACUGAAGAUGUAGAAAGUGCCCCAUUACUACAGUCAGAGGAAGGAGAUGGUGAACACCAAGACUUACUAAUGUCUUAUAGAUCUAUGACCACAGCGGAAAAACCAACGAUAACAGAGGGGAACAGGAAUUAUAACUACUUACCAUUUUAUGAGAAAAAGCCCUGCGUCUAUGUAAAAAGUACAUGGGGAGACCAGACCUUUAGACUGUACAACUCCAACACUCUCCAGAAAAUGGCGGACCACCUGGAAGAAGGAUUAAAGCACAUGGUAGAGUUGGUCAAAGUUUCCGAUUUUGCGCCUGAAGAGAAGAUGAGAGACGUCCUCACUGACUUCAUCAGCCAGAGCAAGGCGUUCAUCUCGGCGGCAGAGAAGAAGAACAAAAUGAUGAACACAACGGCCCUGGAUAAGAAGAGAGUAACGCUCUGCAGACAGGAACUGGAGGGAAUGUCUAGCGAAGCAAAAGCAAUCGUGCAGCAGAAGAAGAAGAUGUCCAUAAAUGAGAUGACGAGGGACAUGCAGAGUUUCAUUGACAGGAUCAAGUUUCUGGUCGAUGAGCCGCAACAUACUGUCCCUGAUGUAUUUAUAUGGCUCCUCAGCAACAAUAAGCGCGUCGCCUACAACCGCAUCCCAGCCAGAGACGUUCUCUACUCCCCGGUGCCUGAAGAGAAAGGUCACCAUUGUGGAAAGAUUAAAACCCUCUUCUUCAAACUUCCAGGAAAAAGAGGUCCCGGAUGGAGCAUUCAGGCCAAAGUAGACGUCUUUUUAUGGCUGGGUUCUAGCAGGUACUCACAAGCCAUCCUAGAAAACUUACCAGCUGGAUAUGAGAUUGAACAUCCACCAGCUUCAAGUGGACAUCACGGGCCCCCUGCACCUGGCAAUCUUCUCUAUAAGAAAAAACAUCUGUUCCAGUUGCGAGUCCACAUGUACCAGGCCCGGGGGCUGAUCGCCGCAGACACUUCAGGUCUUUCUGAUCCAUUUGCCAAAGUGACAUUUGUUUCACAUUGCCAAACGACAAAGAUCAUUCCACAGACUCUUUCACCAACCUGGAACCAGAUGCUCUUGUUUAACAACAUAAUAAUACACGGAGAGAUAAAAGAAAUUGCUGAUGACCCUCCGAAUAUUGUCAUAGAGCUGUACGAUGACGACGCUCUGGGUAAACCUGAGUACAUCGGUUCUACAGUGGCCACUCCAACAGUCAUACUCUCUGACCAGACUUACAGCCCGGCUAAGCUGGCCUAUUACCCCUUGUUCUGUGGGCACCUCUCGGGGGGAGAUCUUUUGGCUGCAUUUGAAUUAUUCCAGAUUCCUGAUUCGGGCGCACAGAGCCUACCACCCAUCGAUGCCCCAGAUCCCAGUCAGGUCUACUCUGUCCCGGCAGAUAUCCGCCCGGUAUUGAGUAAAUACAGAGUAGAGGUUCUCUUCUGGGGAGUCCGUGAACUGAAGAAGGUGCAGCUGCUGUCAGUGGAUCGGCCUCAGGUCAUGAUUGAAUGUGCAGGGAAAGGCGUGAAAUCCAGCGUCAUCCAGAGCUACAAGAGCAAUCCCAACUUCACUGUUAUGGCGGACUGGUUUGAAGUAGAACUGCCUGAGAAUGAAGUGCUGCACCCUCCCCUGAGCAUCUGUGUGGUGGACUGGAGGGCAUUCGGUCGGAGCACACUAGUCGGGACCCACAUGAUCAAUUGUUUGAAGCAGUUUUUGUAUAAACCUUCUGAGCUGGACACCCUUGCACUACCAGAGGCUGAAAAUGAAGCUCCUCCUGCGGAAAGUGUUUCAGAUGCAUCCCAAUCGGAUUCUACUAACAAACAAGAGUCACCAGAUCAUAUCUAUGUGGAGGUGGAAUCAAGUCUGCCUCAAGAAAACUCAUCAGGAGCUUCUCCAUCCCCGUCUCCAGUCCCACCAUCAUCGGGUCCAUCACCGGACCCAGCUGCAGCUUCCCUCCUUGAUACAGACGUACCAACCACAGAAACCGCAUCUGACCCACCCGCAACUCAAGACAAAAGCCCAACCCCAGAGGGACCGAAACCUAAGACCUCAUCAGCGACGUUCAAAUCUCCCUUGAAGAAAGACACCAAACAGAAGGAAUUGGUGAGAGGUUCCAUCAGACGAUCCACUAAAAAGAAAAAGAGAACUAUAGCAGAUGAGUCAGCGGAAAAUGUAAUAGAUUGGUGGUCAAAAUACUAUGCAUCUCUGGAGAAACUGAAAAAGGCCAAAAGUGAUGCUGCAAGCACAGCGCCAUCACCGCCAGCAGUGGAGGAAACCUCCAAGACUUCAAAGACGAAAGGACAAGUUACGUUACUGAUUGAAGACGAGCCGGAUAAAAAGAAGAAAGACGGCAAGAAGGCACUUGAUGUGGUCAAACCAAAGUCAAAAGAGGAAGGGCCGAAACUCGCAACAUUGCAGAUAUAUGAUGGGGAACUGGAGAGUGAGUUUCAGAACUUUGAAGACUGGGUGAGAACAUUUGAACUCUUGAGAGGCAAAGCCAACGAUGAGGACCAUAGUGUCCAUGAUGACAGGAUUAUUGGGAAAUUUAAGGGUUGUUUCAGCAUUUAUAAAAGCAUGGAAGACCUCUCCAGCUCUAUGGAUACCCGACAACUGAGAAUUCUACAAGGAAUCCCUCAAAACCAUGCUGUGAAGGUUCUCAUCCGAGUCUAUAUUAUUGCAGGAUUUAACCUCAGCCCGGCUGAUCCGGAUGGCAAAUCUGAUCCCUACAUUGUCCUCCGACUGGGAAAGACCGAAAUCAAAGAUCGGGACAAGUAUAUCCCCAAGCAGUUGAAUCCAGUGUUUGGACGAUCAUUCGAAAUCCAGGCAACCUUCCCGAAAGAAUCUCUACUAAACAUCCUGAUAUACGACUACGACCUGAUAGGGACAGAUGACCUCAUUGGGGAGACAAAAAUCGAUUUGGAAAAUCGCUUCUACAGCAGACACCGGGCAACCUGCGGCCUGCAAAGUCAAUACGAAAUAGAAGGAUAUAACGCCUGGAGGGAUAGCACCAAGCCCACCGAGAUACUGAACAAACUCUGUAAAGACAACAAGCUUCCUGUCCCCAUUUUCCGACCUGGUCAAAUACAGAUUGGAAGCAAAGUCUUUUCAGGACAAACAGUGUUCGAUCAAGAUGAUGAAAAAGUGGAAUCCUAUGAGCAUCUUGCACUAAAAGUCCUUCAUUCCUGGAACCAGAUCCCGGGAAUUGGAUGUAAACUGGUUCCUGAACACAUUGAAACCCGACCCUUGUAUCACAGAGAUAAGCCUGGAAUAGAACAGGGACGCAUACAGAUGUGGGUGGACAUGUUUCCAACCGAUCUGCCUCUUCCAGGUCCCCCUGUUGACAUCUCACCUCGAAAACCAAAGGGCUAUGAAUUAAGGAUAAUCGUUUGGAAUACAGAGGAUGUUAUAUUGGAGGAUGAGAAUAUAUUCACUGGACAAAAAUCAAGCGAUAUCUAUGUAAAAGGGUGGUUAAAGGGUCUUGAAGAGGAUGACCAGGAGACCGAUGUUCACUACAACUCUCUGACAGGAGAAGGGAAUUUCAACUGGCGUUUUGUCUUCCCGUUUAACUACUUGCCUGCGGAGAAGCAGGUGGUUGUCAGUAAACGGGAAAAUAUAUUCUCCCUGGAGAAGACAGAACGUAAACUCCCUGCUGUUCUCCUGCUCCAGGUUUGGGAUUUUGAGAGACUUUCGUCUGAUGACUUCUUAGGUUCAAUGGAGUUAAACCUAAAUGGAUUUCAUCGUGGAGCCAAAACAGCAAAGAGCUGUGACUUGAGCAUGGCCACAACCUUAAAGGACGAGAACCGGAUCUCAAUAUUUCAGCAAAAAAGGAUUCGAGGGUGGUGGCCAUUUGUGAAGUCUGGAGAAUUGACAGGAAAAGUAGAAGCAGAAUUCCAUCUGGUCACAGCAGAGGAAGCUGAAAAGAAUCCUGUCGGACGUGCCCGAAAAGAACCGGAGCCAUUAGAGAAGCCAAAUCGUCCGGACACAUCUUUCUCCUGGUUCGUCAAUCCCUUCAAGUGUUUCUUCCACCUGAUCUGGAGAAAUUACAAGAAAUAUAUCAUCAUCGCCCUGGUCCUGCUCAUUCUAGCCCUGUUCAUUGCUUUGUUCGUCUAUACCCUGCCUGGAGCCAUCAGUCAUAGGAUCCUGAUUGGGUGAGCAUCAGCGGACGUGGGAGUCUGAUGGUUCUACAUUCGGAGAGCAACCAAAACCAUGUGGAUAUCAAUACCCAGAUUCAUUUACACCAGAAGAUCCCAGGGGAAAACUUCUAAGGGUUGUCUGGGAAAUAAAAUAUUUUUUAGAAGGACCUGGGUUCUGCAAAAAAAAAAAAAAGCAUACUCGCCUGUCCUGAUCCCUGCCAGCUUCCAUCCCCGUUGCUCUCGGCUUUUGCCUGCUUACAGUGAUGGAUGUGCUUACGGAUGCAUGAGCUGCUCCGCUAAGCCAGUCACUGACUGAGGUAGGACAUAGUUCCUGCAUGGUCGCCAUUUCACAAGAAGCAUGAAGAAGCCAAGAGAGACGAGGAUGGGAGCUGGCAAGGGAACAGGGAAGGUGAGUAUGUGUAAUGUUUUAUUUUGGCAGCACCUGGUCCCCAGACAACCCCUUUAAAGGGGUACUCUGGUGAAAACUUUUUUCCUUUUAAAUCAACUGAU